Seriola dumerili (greater amberjack) is the source of this 2493-nucleotide messenger RNA. It is a transcript of the gene prss12, whose product is annotated as protease, serine 12. The transcript is spliced from 13 exons. Lineage: Eukaryota; Metazoa; Chordata; Actinopteri; Carangiformes; Carangidae. Gene Ontology annotation, cellular component: membrane. Gene Ontology annotation, molecular function: serine-type endopeptidase activity. The record is from RefSeq and is a predicted model, not a curated record. The coding region runs from base 1 to 2493 and encodes 830 amino acids. Gene Ontology annotation, biological process: proteolysis.
AUGAAUUUGGCAUUUCUUGCUCUAACAGUCGCGAUUAGCGGCUGCUGUUAUUCCAGCAGCGUGCCUUCAUUCAUCCUGCCGUUCACCGACUGCGUCCAGAGCCGUGGGAAAGACGGUUUUUACCGGGGAGCGAUAGACGUCACCGAGUCCGGCGCCCGGUGCAUGAACUGGACCGAGGUGGCCGGCUUCAAGGAGCGCUACCCGGGCAAAGGAAUAGGAGAGCACAAUCACUGUCGCAACCCGGACGGCAGGAUCCGACCCUGGUGCUUUUUCAAGAACCACAGAGGCAGAGUGGACUGGGGGUACUGCGACUGUAAACAAGGCUCUGUGCGUCUGCAAGGAGGUCGCUCCAAGCUAGAUGGCAGGGUGGAAGUCUAUCUGGGAGGAGUGUGGGGGUCUGUCUGUGGCGAUGACUGGGGGGACGAAGACGCUGCAGUGGUUUGCAGACAGCUGGGCAAAGGGAUCUCAGGUCGUGCACGUGCAGUUUCCCUGUUUCGUCCAGGCAUGGCCAAACUCCAUUGGAGGGCGGUCCAUUGCCAGGGAGAGGAGCCAGACCUCCUCCAGUGUCCCAAGGCUACCUGGAAUGGAGGGGAGUGCUCUCUAGUUGCAGCCGUUACCUGCACCCAACAGCAAGUGGUGUCGCUCCCUAUACGGCUGGUGGGAGGUCAGUCAGGGUCAGAGGGCACAGUUGAAGUCUUCCAUGCAGGGCAGUGGGGUUCCAUAUGUGACGACCAAUGGGAUGACAGUGACGCAGAGGUGGUGUGUCGACAGCUGGGACUGAGCGGUGUAGCAAAGGCAUGGGGCCAGGCACAUUUUGGCAAGGGUUCGGGCCGCGUGUGGCUGGAUGAGGUGCGUUGCACAGGCAAUGAGCUCACGCUGGAACAGUGUCCAAAAAGUGCAUGGGGGGAACACAACUGUCUGCACGCUGAGGAUGCAGGAGUAUCCUGCAACCCUCUUAUAGACGGUGCUGUUAGGUUGGUAGGGGGUAUUGGGAGCCACGAGGGACGUUUAGAAGUCUUCUACCGUGGUCAGUGGGGGACAGUGUGUGAUGACGGCUGGACAGACUCUAACACACAAGUAGUGUGUCAACAGCUUGGUUACAGGUUAGGCGAGACUCUGCUCUCUGAAGGGCUCGACAUCACCCCAGUCCCACGCUUUGGGGUGGGGUCAGGUCCCAUUCUUUUGGAUGAUGUGAGCUGCACAGGGAAAGAGCCUAGCCUAUUGCUGUGCAACAGGAGGGAGUGGCUCAGUCAUGACUGCACACACCAUGAAGAUGUUAAUAUCGCAUGCAGCCCUGAGCGCAAUGGAGAGAGUCUUCCAACUAGUCUGCCAGUAAGGCUUGUGGGAGGAGAGAGCCCAAGGGAAGGUCGGGUGGAGCUGUAUCUGUCAGGUCUGUGGGGGACAGUGUGCGAUGAUGGGUGGACUGAUCGUGAUGCAGAAGUGGUGUGUCGACAGCUGGGAUACAGUGGCGCGGCGAAGGCCCGUGUGAUGGCGUACUUCGGGGAAGGGACAGGACCCAUCCAUGUGGACAACGUGAAGUGCAGCGGUGAAGAGCGUUCGUUAGCUGACUGCAUCAAACAGGCGCCCGGCACACAUAACUGUCGCCACAGUGAGGAUGCUGGGGUCAUCUGUGACUAUGGUGACUCACAGCCCAGCUACAAAGAGGUCAAAGAUCCUGUCAACUCAAUUUGCGGUCUGCGGCUCAUACACACUCGCCAGCGCCGGAUCAUAGGAGGAGAAAACUCUCUGAGAGGUGGAUGGCCAUGGCAGGCCGCGAUUCGUUUGCGAGGCUCUCGAGGAGAUGGGAGAUUGGUGUGUGGAGCGACUCUCAUUGACUCCUGCUGGGUCCUUACCUCGGCACACUGCUUCAAGAGGUAUGGAAACAGCACCAAGCAAUAUAAAGUCAGAGUAGGUGACUACCACUCCCUCGUCCCUGAGGAAUACGAAGAGGAGUAUGGCGUUGAUCAAAUUGUGCUCCAUCCAAGCUACCACUCCCAUAGCAAUGACUACGACCUGGCCCUGGUUCGUCUGUCACCGGGGGCAGUGGGCCAGGUGCCGGGAGAGUGUGUGUCAUUCAGCCGUCAUGUCCUUCCCGCCUGUCUGCCCAUGAGGAAAGAGAGAGUGCUCAAACAAGCCAGCAACUGUCACAUUACCGGCUGGGGUGACACAGGUCGCUCAUACUCCAAGACCCUUCAGCAGGCCCCCCUCUCCCUGCUGCCCCGCCGCCACUGCCAGCAGCAUUUCCACGGCGCCUUCACGAGCCGCAUGCUCUGCGCCGGCAGCAUCCAGUCGGACAGGCGGGUGGACAGUUGCCGUGGUGACAGUGGAGGUCCGCUGGUGUGCGAGCGUCCGGGAGGGGGUUGGGUGGUUUAUGGGGUCACGUCCUGGGGUCAUGCCUGCAGGACACAACAGUCGCCUGGUGUCUACACCAAAGUCUCUGCCUUCAGCUCCUGGAUACGCAAAGUGAUCGGACAUGAUGAGAAAAAAAGGUGA